CCGCUCUUCCACGUCACACCCUCGCCCCGUCGCACACUCUGCGGCGCACGCCCAGUCACCGUCCGUUCCGAACGCUCGCCGCCCCUCGCGAGUCUCUGGCGUCGUCUCUGCUCGACCCAGCCUGCUCGACGCCCUCGCACCUUGUGCCGUACGCGGCCGCGACGCCAGCGGGCAGCGCUCCGGGCCGACGACUGCGGAGGCGCUUUGCAUCGGCGGCGUUGCUGCAAAGCAGGCCCAUCUGUGCUGGCACGGCCGACCGGCGCCGCACUGGUGACGCAGCCCGCUAGCUGCUGCCUGCGCCAGCACCGCAUCGCGCCGCGCCCCCGCCCGUCCCUGGCGGGUCGAGCAGCGCGAUGUUCGCCUCUCUGCCGUCGGCAGUGCGCUCGUAUCUGCGUCUCGAUGCGCCGCCAGACGUCUCAGCGCUGCUCGAUGCCCGUGAUGUCGCCCGCAUCCUCAACGCGUUCGCGUCGCCGGCCGAGGUCUUCUCGCUGCUCACCGUCACGGACGUGCGCCGAGCACUGGUGCGCGCACCUGCACGCGUCCACCUCCUCGUGCGCCUGCUCGUGGCGCAUCUCGAGAGUCUGCGCGACGAUGCCGCUUUCUGUCCUCGCCCGCGCCAAGCUGAGUCCGGACGCCUGCCCGCUCUCGGCGGUGCGUGGGGCUUGGGUCUGCAGAGCAGCACGUUUCGCCAAGACGCAGCCGGCGGCGGCGCCUCGGUGCGCGAUCGCCAUCGCGAGGCGCUGAACUGCAUUCGCAUCCUCACUCGCAUCCUGCCCGUCAUCAUGGAAGGCGACCACGAUGCAACGUGUAUUGCGCAGUCCGAAGCCCACGCCGAACGGCCAGACCCGGACUCCCCUCCAGCGGCGCUGGCAUCGACCGACUUCGAGCGCAGCCUGUUUCUCAGCCGCCUGCCUGCUCCGGCGACUGCCGAUCUUGUGCUGGAGCCACGCGGCACCAGAGAGCCGCUGCCGGUGCCAGAGGCAUCGCAUUUCGUCAUCGACGAGGACGAGACGGAGGACGGCGGCGGGCCGGCGUCGCCAGGGCACGCUCCAUCACUUCCGCUGACCGCAUCCGGAGAGGGCUCUGAGCCGCCAUUGAUAGAGCGUCUUGUGACCCUCGUCGUCGACCUGUUGUUCUACUCCGGCUUCACGCUGCCCUGGACGGCCGAGCUGCUCGCGCUGCCCGACUCUGUCCCGGUGCGAGAGUCGCGCGUGCACUACGCGAUCUGGGAGCAGGGCGUCGGCAGCUCCAUCGAGCUCAAGGGCACAAGCCGCACGCACGAGGCCAACCGAGCCGAGACUCUGCGCCUGCUGCUUGUCUUGUUCUCCAAGGCCAUCUACGUGCCGGCGACCGAGCAGAGCACGCACAAGGACGCAGCUCUCAGCUUCGCGGCGACCUUGCUCGACCGCAGCGUUGCGCUUCCGCUCCUGUGCUCCUUGCUCAACACGGGCGUGAAGCACGCAGGAGACAGUCACUGGCUGGCCAGCCUAGCUGGGUUGCCCGGUGGCCUCGUCAAGGAUCGGCUCGCCGGCACGCCGACGCCUGAGGAGACGCGCAGCACGCUUGCGGGCCUGUGUCUGCAGACGCUCGGCGUGCUCUUGGCCUGGGAGCCGACGCCAGAAGAUGCCGAGGCGGGCCGACCAGCGGCGGAUCCUCAGCGCCCACCGCUGGCCAGCAACACCUCGUCAGCUUCGCUCCAGUCGAACGCGCGCGGCGAGCAAAACGUCUUCCGCUUCUAUCUGUCCAAGCUGCACCGCCAAGCGGACUUUGUACUGCUCUCGACUGCGCUCCUCGAUGCUGCCGCCGUGCGAGGAUCCGGCAGUCUCAACCCGCUGGCUCAUCGCGCCGCCCCGACGCUCAUCACCGGCGGCGGUGGGCCAGGCGGCGGCUCGCUCGCCCACGCCCCGGAAGCACUCCUGCUCCUCUGGCGGCUUCUCACGCACAACGCGCGCUUCCGCGUCUUCAUGCUCGACGACGAGGUCCGCACGCCUCUGUUCCUCUCGUGCUUGCUCUCACACGCGCUCACGCACAAGGACAGCGUUGCGCAGCAGGGCCUCGUGCGACUGUGCAUCUUCAUGCUCCAGGACGCGAGUGCCACGUCCUCGUUUGCGCUGCGCAUCUGCGCUCGCGGCAGCGCUGCAAAUUGCCGCAUCCCGAACGCCUCGCGCCUUGGCGUCGUCUCUGGGACGGCAGGCCAGGCUGGCACCGCCGCGGAUGCGCUGAUCCAGGCUGCCUACGCAGUCAUGGCCUCGACGCGUGGCGCACUGUCGGCGCUGUAUCCGCCUCUUGUCAUUGCGCUGGCGAACACCGCCCCGUCCUGGCGCGGCCUCACCGUCGCGAGCAGCGCGCGCCUGGCCUCGCUGCUUGGCAGCUUCUCCGCGCCUGCGUUCCUGCUCGCCGACGAAGGCAACCCGCGCCUGCUCUACUUUCUCCUCGAGGCGCUCAAUGCCGUCCUGCACCGCAACGCUCAGGCCAACCCCAACCUGAUGUACGCAUUGCUGCGCAGUCGCCGAGACGUCGAGCGGCUCUCUCGCUUCACGCUGGCGUCGGGCAUUGCCGACGUGCGACGGAGCCGGCAGCGCACGGGCAACGCGUCGCAAGCAGCCCAGCCACCUCCGCGGGCGUCGCUGACGGACGACACCGCCGCCAGUGCGCAGACGUCGCCUACCAUGCUCGACACGUCGCUCGCCGAGGACGAGAAGGCGCAGUCGCCUGUCCAAGGGGAGCAGGAGCGAGUGUCAAACGGCGCGGGUAAUGCCGUUCCGGAGUCGGGCGCACCGGCGGACAUCGACUCAUCGUCGGAGAAGGUCCGUGGCAAACGCCGGCAGAUGUCCGGCACCAACGGCCAGUCUGCGCCGGGCGUGCCGACCGCCGAUGCGCUCGAUGCGGAAGACGCCCUCGUCGCAGGCUUCAGCGACGACGAGCUCCUGGCGGCCGCAAGCACCAUCGGCAGGAACGGGUUCAUCGCAACUCCCGCCUGGGUCGCGAGCUGGCAGUCUGGACUACCAUUGGACACGCUGCAAGUGGUGCUGAUGGAGCUCGUGCCACGGGUGGAGGAGCACUGCGCGGCGACGGGCAUUGUCGGCAAGAGCGACGCCGACGAGCGCAUUCUCGCCUUUCUGCGCGAGCAGACGCUGCGCGACGUGCUGCCCGCCGCUCCGCCCACGCACUUGCGCGCGUUCCGGUGGAACGAGCAGGCCCGCGUCUGGCUCCUGUCCUACCUUUGGGGCCUCGUCUACGUCAGCGCGCAGCUGCCUCAGUGCGUGACGUGCAAGGGUGCGGUACCCUCGCUCGCCGUGCGCUGACUCGUCUGCUCCGUGCGCAGUGGCAUCUAUGCCGGCAGCACUGCCCGCCUCUUCCAGCUGCGCGCGCCAGCGGUGCGCUCGUCGAGCACGGCAGACUUGGCAGUGCCGGGCCUCGGCGUGCUGUCGGACGCAGUCGCCGGUGUGCUGGGCGUCUUUGGCCGCGCCGGACCGACGUCUCCACCGCCCUCUGCGCCGCCGACGCCGCACCGUGCUGGCAGCCAGACACCGGGCAUGCAGACGCCGACAGGCUUUCAGCUCGAGGAGCGAGCGCGCACAGACCGCCAGACCGCCUCGUGACGGCCAGUAGCACCCCGCACCCGCACCCCUGCUCCCUGUUCCGCGCCCUGCGGCAUUCAAGCGCACCUGCUCUGCUGAGAUCCGGGGCGAAGCUGUAUUUUAUUGCAACGCGAGUGGCCUGCUGCCCAGCGACAGCCGUC
Molecule: messenger RNA, 3742 nt
Organism: Tilletiopsis washingtonensis
Lineage: Eukaryota; Fungi; Basidiomycota; Exobasidiomycetes; Entylomatales
Exons: 3
Coding region: 354-3305 (983 amino acids)
Cellular component (GO): Golgi medial cisterna; membrane; Golgi trans cisterna
Source: RefSeq, a predicted model, not a curated record